GGAAUUUCUGCGCCAAAUGAAAAAAGUUAUAAAAAAAAUGUCUUUUGUUUGGCGUUGAUUUUUAAGUUUAAAGUUUUUGUUUUUCAUUAAUUUUAAAGAAUUUGGGAGAAAAGAAAAUGGAAUCAUCAUCGAAAAGUGAUAUUAAUACAUAUUUCGGUCGGUGCAGAUGUUGCCUCGAGCAAGGUUACAUGAAAAAUUUGUGGUCGGAAUAUUAUUAUGAAGGCUCUUGUGAGAUUUACGGCGAAAUGAUAAUGGAAACGUUUACGAUAACUUGGGAACCCGAGGAAGACAUGAAGUAUUACAUCUGUGAAUCGUGUGUGAUCCGAUUGCGUGAUGCAUAUUACUUCAAAAAAGAGGUUGUGGCUUCUGAGAAGCUGUUGUCUGAGGGGUUUGAUGGUAAAUAUUAUGAGUCUAAUUUUUAAUUAGAUGGACUAAAAAAAAUACACUGAUAAAUCGUUUUACUAUGUGUUACGUAUGAGUGUUGUGGUCUGACUGAUUAGAAGUGAUUUUUGGGUUUUGAUUCAUUCACAUUUCAUAUUUUACUUUUUAGUCAAUCUUAUUGUUAAGACAUUAUAGUGAGUGAAAUUGAGUUGCAAACUCAAGAUCUUUUUCUUGAUUAGAAAUACAUAAAAUGGGGUCUCUGCGAUAGAAAUACUUCAAGUAUUUUAGUAAAACUGUAGCUUUGGCGGAACUGUAUUUUCUAUUCAAAAGAUAAGUAGCUUACUGAAGACAUUAAAUAUCACAUUCCAAGAUCUGAUGAAUAAAAAACUCAAUAAUUAAUAAAUCAUUUAGUUGAGCUAUGUCACAACACCAUAAUAAACGCUUGCAACAUAAAAAAAAAGUGGAAUAGGAUGUCAGUUUUGCCCAUUUAAUUAAUAAUAAGAGUAAAUUUAAAAAAUCUAAGUAUAGGAUCUCAUGGAUUUGUUUAUUUUUAUUUUUAUUAUUGUAAGUCUCCACAAUCAUAUUGGGUCGUGGGCAUGCCCAUCGUGGCCCUCACGGUUGUUCUGUCCCAUGCACAUUAGAAUGAAAUAGCUUUUUAUUGCCUAUAAAAAAUAAAAUAUGGGUAGGUAUAAUCUUCACAAAUUACUAAUGCUGCCAUUUUGAUGACGUUUACAAGUACACUUUUUUAGUUGGGUUGUGUUGAGAU
Diatraea saccharalis (sugarcane borer) is the source of this 1147-nucleotide messenger RNA. The record is from the annotation of a GenBank genome assembly. NCBI's taxonomy places the organism in Eukaryota, Metazoa, Arthropoda, Insecta, Lepidoptera, Crambidae.